Urocitellus parryii (Arctic ground squirrel) is the source of this 936-nucleotide messenger RNA. The record is from RefSeq and is a predicted model, not a curated record. Lineage: Eukaryota; Metazoa; Chordata; Mammalia; Rodentia; Sciuridae.
AUGGCAAAUUCUACCAUGGUAACUGAAUUUCUCCUCCUGGGCUCGCCUGAUAGCUGGAAUCUGAGUUUCCUCUAUUUCACAGUAUUCCUGAUGAUCUAUCUGGGUACCUUGUUAGGGAAACUUAUCAGUGUCACUGUCACAACUGCUGACCAGAAUCUACAUAUGCCCAUGUAUUUCUUCCUCAGGAACCUGUCCAUUUUGGACAUGUGCUUCAUUUCUGUCACUGUCCCCAAUGCCUGUGUCAACUCUCUCAAUAUCAACUGGGUCAUUUCAGUGACUGGUUGUGCAACACAGAUCUUCUUGGCUUUUUGUGCAUUUGUAGAGAUUUUGAUUCUCUGCAUCAUGGCCUGGGACUGCUAUGUGGACAACUGCCAGCCCCUCCAGUAUCCCCUCAUCAUGAACACUCAGUAUUAUGUCCUCAUGUCCCUGGCUUCCCUGCUCAGUGGUCUGCUGUAUGCAGGUGUGCACACUGGGAACACAUUCCGGCUCUCCUGUCAGUCAAACGUGGUCCACCAGUUCUUCUGUGACAUCCCCUCUCUGCUGAGGCUCUCCUGCUCUGACACUACCAGCAACAACGUCCUUAUUCUUGUUUCUAUUAUAAUAGUUGGUGGUGGCUUAUUUGCUAUAAUAUUCAUGUCAUACAUUUGCAUAUUUUCUACUGUGCUAAAAUUUCCCACCAGUGCCCCAGGGAAGGCCUUCUUCACCUUCACCCCUCACAUCCUCAUGGUGUCCAUCUUCCUCUGUUCCAUCACAGCUGUGUACCUUAGGUCCUCAGCAACCUCUGACAUCCUCCAGGACAUGGUUCUCUCUGCCUUUUACACCGUGGUUCCUAUCUUCCUGAAUCCUCUCAUCUACAGUCUAAAAAGAAGCAGAUGCAAACAGGUAAAGGAAACUGUGAGAAGAGUGAUGCAAAGACAGUUGUUCUCAGGGAAAUGA